Messenger RNA from Pipistrellus nathusii (Nathusius's pipistrelle), 4179 nucleotides. The record is from the annotation of a GenBank genome assembly. NCBI's taxonomy places the organism in Eukaryota, Metazoa, Chordata, Mammalia, Chiroptera, Vespertilionidae.
AUGAGUGUGCUCAAACCAAGCGGGCUCAAGGUCCCCACCAAGAUCCUUAAGCCUGGCAGCACAGCCUUGAAGACUCGCACUGCUGUUGCAGCUCCAGUAGAAAAAGCAACAUCCAGUGAAAAAGCAUCAGGCGCCUCUUCCCCUGAGGCACAAGAGGAAUUUGUGGACGACUUCCGAGUUGGGGAGCGAGUUUGGGUGAAUGGAAAUAAGCCUGGAUUUAUACAGUUUCUGGGUGAAACUCAGUUCGCACCAGGCCAGUGGGCCGGAAUUGUUCUAGAUGAACCCAUAGGCAAGAAUGAUGGCUCAGUGGCAGGAGUCCGGUAUUUCCAGUGCGAACCUUUAAAGGGCAUAUUCACCCGGCCUUCCAAGUUGACGAGGACGGUGCAGGCUGAAGAUGAAGCCAGUGGCCUGCAGACGACUCAGGCUUCCAGAACAACCUCGCCUCUGUCCGCUUCUGCAGCCAGCAUGGCAGCCUCCUCCCCAGCCACCCCCUCACAUAUUCCUCAGAAGUCGUCCCAGCCAACAGCAAAGGAACCCUCUGCUAUACCUCCGAUCAGCAACCUCACAAGAACUGCCAGUGAAUCCAUCUCCAACCUUUCCGAGGCUGGCUCGGUCAAGAAAGGAGAGAGAGAACUCAAAAUUGGAGACAGAGUACUGGUCGGUGGCACUAAAGCUGGUGUCGUCCGGUUUCUCGGGGAGACGGAUUUUGCCAAGGGCGAGUGGUGUGGUGUGGAGUUAGAUGAGCCUCUCGGGAAGAAUGACGGGGCUGUUGCUGGCACAAGGUAUUUUCAGUGUCAACCCAAAUAUGGCCUGUUUGCUCCCGUCCACAAAGUGACCAAGAUCGGCUUCCCGUCCACUACGCCGGCCAAAGCCAAGGCCGCCGCCGUGAGGCGAGUGAUGACCUCCACGCCCGCCAGCCUGAAGCGCAGCCCAUCCGCGUCCUCUCUCAGCUCCCUGAGCUCGGUGGCCUCCUCCGUGAGCAGCAAGCCCAGUCGCACAGGAUUAUUGACCGAAACCUCCUCCCGGUACGCCAGGAAGAUCUCCGGCACCACCGCCCUCCAGGAGGCCCUGAAAGAGAAGCAGCAGCACAUUGAGCAGCUGCUGGCCGAACGGGAUCUAGAGAGGGCGGAGGUGGCCAAGGCCACGAGCCACGUGGGGGAAAUAGAGCAGGAGCUAGCUCUGGCCCGGGAUGGACACGACCAGCAUGUCCUGGAGCUGGAGGCCAAGAUGGACCAGCUGCGAGCCAUGGUGGAAGCUGCCGACAGGGAGAAAGUGGAACUGCUCAACCAACUCGAAGAGGAAAAAAGGAAAGUGGAGGAUCUUCAGUUCCGGGUGGAGGAAGAAUCAAUUACUAAAGGCGACCUUGAGGUGGCUACAGUGUCAGAAAAGUCUCGUAUAAUGGAGCUAGAGAAAGACCUAGCGUUGAGAGUACAGGAAGUAGCUGAGCUGCGAAGAAGGCUCGAGUCCAAUAAACCUGCCGGGGAUGUUGACACGUCACUUUCCCUUUUGCAAGAGAUAAGCUCUUUGCAGGAGAAGUUAGAAGCCGCCCAUACUGACCACCAAAAAGAAAUCGCCUCCCUGAAGGAGCGUUUUGGAGCCCAGGAGGAAACCCACCAGAAGGAGGUGAAGGCUCUGCAGGCUGCCGCAGAGAAGCUCUCCAAGGAGAACGAGUCGCUGAAAAGCAAGCUUGACCACGCCAACAAGGAGAACUCGGACGUGAUCGCCCUGUGGAAGUCCAAGCUGGAGACCGCCAUCGCGUCCCACCAGCAGGCCAUGGAGGAGCUGAAGGCUUCCUUCAGCAAGGGGUUGGGGACAGAGACGGCUGAGGUGGCCACAUUGAAAACGCAGAUAGAGAAAAUGAGACUAGAUUACCAGCAUGAAAUAGAAAGCUUGCAGAAUCAACAAGACUCCGAUCGGUCUGCUCACACUCAAGAGAUAGAAGCCGUCAGGGCAAAGCUGAUGGAGGUCAUUAAGGAGAAAGAGAACAGCCUGGAAGCCAUCCAGUCAAAACUGGAGAAGGCCGAAGACCAGCAUCUGGUAGAAAUGGAAGAUGCUAUGAGCAAGCUGCAGGAAGCCGAGAUAAAGGUAAAGGAGCUAGAGGUGCUGAAGGCCCAAUGCAGUGAGCAAACCAAGGUUAUCGAUAGUUUUACAUCACAGCUCACGGCUGCCGAGGAAAAGCUUCUGGAUCUGGACACCCUUCGGAAAGCCAGUUCCGAAGGUAAAUUGGAGAUCGAGAAACUUAGACAGCAGUUUGAGGCAGCUGAGCAACAGAUUAAGCACUUAGAGGUUGAAAGGAAUGCUGCAAGUGACAAGGCUAGUAGCAUUUCCAAAGAGCUGCAGGGGAAAGAGCUCACACUCAGCAAACUUGAGGAGCGAGUGAGUGAAGUCAGUCACGUGAAAGAGGCUUUGGAGAAAGAGCUUCAGAUGUUGAAAGAAAAAUUUGCUGGUGCUUCAGAGGAGGCAGCCUCUGUCCAGAGGAGUAUGCAAGAAACUGUAAAUAAGUUACAUCAAAAAGAGGAGCAGUUUAAUGCGCUAUCUUCUGAAUUGGAGAAGUUGAGAGAAAAUCUAACAGGCAUGGAGGCAAAAUUUAGAGAGAGAGAUGAAAGAGAAGGGCAGUUGAUAAAGGCAAAAGAAAAACUGGAAAACGACAUUGCAGAAAUAAUGAAAAUGUCAGGAGAUAAUUCUUCCCAGUUGACAAAAAUGAAUGAUGAGUUACGUCAGAAAGAAAGAAAUGUGGAAGAAUUACAGCUAAAACUUACAAAGGCCAAUGAAAAUGUGAGCUGUCUGCAGAAAAGUAUUGGGGAUGUGACUCUCAAAGCUGAACAGAGCCAGAAAGAAGCAACUAAAAAGCACGAGGAAGAAAAGAAAGACUUGCUGGAAAAACUGCUGGACCUGGAAAAGAAGAUGGAAGCGAGCCACCACCAGUGUCAAGAUCUGAAAGCCAAGUAUGAGGAAGCCAGUUCUGAGACCAAGGCGAAGCACGAGGAGGCCCUGCAGAAGCUGCAGACGCUGCUGCGGGGCACAGAGGAGAGGCUGGCGGCCACCCAGGAGCAGAACAAGGACUUGAUGCAGGAAGUGGUGGAACUGAAAAAACAAGCCGAGGAUGCUAGAGCUGCUCAAACAGCAGAAGACGCCAUGCAGAUCAUGGAACAGAUGACCAAAGAGAAGACGGAAACUCUGGCCUCCUUGGAGGAUACCAAGCAAACCAAUGAAAAACUGCAGAAUGAAUUGGAUACACUUAAAGAAAACAACUUGAAAAAUGUGGAAGAGCUGAACAAGUCGAAAGAACUUCUGACUGUUGAGAAUCAGAAAAUGGAAGAAUUCAGGAAAGAAAUAGAAGCCCUGAAGCAGGCAGCCGCUCAGAAGUCCCAGCAGCUUUCAGCACUGAAAGCGGAGAACGUGAAACUUGCCGAGGAGCUGGGGAGAAGCAGGGACGAAGUCACGAGUCACCAGAAGGUGGAAGAGGAGAGAUCUGUGCUCAAUAAUCAGUUGUUAGAAAUGAAAAAGAGAGAAUCCCAGUUAAUAAAAGACGCAGAUGAAGAAAAAGCCUCCUUACAGAAGUCCAUCAGCAUUACCAGUGCCUUACUCACAGAGAAGGAUGCCGAGCUGGAGAAGCUGAGGAACGAGGUCACGGUGCUCAGGGGAGAAAACGCCUCUGCCAAGUCCUUGCAUUCAGUUGUCCAGUCUCUUGAGUCUGAUAAGGUGAAGCUUGAGCUCAAGGUGAAGAACUUGGAGCUUCAACUCAAAGAAAACAAGAGGCAGCUCAGCAGCUCCUCAGGUAAUACUGAUACUCAGGCAGAAGAGGACGAAAGAGCCCAGGAGAGUCAGAUUGACUUCCUAAAUUCAGUCAUAGUGGACCUUCAGAGGAAGAACCAAGACCUCAAACUGAAGGUGGAAAUGAUGUCAGAAGCGGCCCUUAACGGGAAUGGUGAUGACCUAAACAAUUACGACAGUGACGACCAGGAGAAACAGUCCAAGAAGAAACCUCGCCUCUUCUGUGACAUAUGUGACUGCUUCGAUCUCCAUGACACAGAGGACUGUCCCACCCAGGCGCAAAUGUCCGAGGACCCACCGCACUCCACGCACCACGGCAGCCGGAGCGAGGAGCGCCCGUACUGUGAGAUCUGUGAGAUGUUCGGGCACUGGGCCACCAACUGCAACGACGACGAGACCUUCUGA